GUGGAUGGAGAUCGUCUAUCAGCUCCCCCUCGAUGAAUAUGCGCCUUUUCCCUGUCUAGAGGACGGAGAUCCCAAAGACCCCGCGUCUCAGCAUGGCGCGCCAAUCAAUAACCUACACACGAAUACAAGUGUUAUUGAACCUGGCUUCUAUGUUCUUCUGAGCGCCCAAGGCUUGCCCAUCGACAUUCCCAUCAACCCAGAUAAUCCGGCACCACGCACACUCAGCCGCUCUUUGUCGCAGCCUGAUUCUCAUACCACCCAAUUUCGUGAUAGAGUUCGAGCACGAGACGGGCGCUGUGUCGUUACGGGUGAUCCGCGAGUUGAUCCCAACUAUACCGGUCUUGCAGCAGCGCAUAUCUUUCCAGUUGCUCAUGCUGAUUUGUGGGUUUCCGGGAAGUGGAAACAGCAGAUCAAUGAUGAUGAAUACAUUGGCCCUACUUGUAUCCAUUCCAUACAAAACGGAAUUCUUCUGAGGGAUGACGUACACCACUUCUUCGACAAAUACUACCUUGCGAUCAAUCCUGAUACCGGCUACAAAUCUCAUUGUUUUGUUAAUUCCCCACAACUCGACAAUAAAAUAAUGUUUCGAAAUCCAAGUACACCAGAAAAGUUCCAGCCAAGCCGCGCAAUUUUGAAGCAUCAUUUUCGAAUGGCGGUCUUGUUAAACAUGAAGGGCAGAACAGGAUAUCCCCAAUGGGAUGAAGACAUACCUGAAGGCUAUGAUCCGAUAGGUGAAUUCGCUAGUUCUGAACAAGGGCAGCUUCGAUUAGAGACGGAGUUGGCGAGGAAGCUUAAUAGCCUUAUUACUUGAGAAGUGAUGGCUUUAUUUUGCUUUAACUUUUUGCGUGGGAAGUUGCACGAAGGCGGACACCUCUCUAUCUGCAUGUAAUAGCUACCUUAGCGACUGAACCCUCUUGCUACUCCAAUAUAUAAACCUGGAAGAUUAGAUCAGGGAU
Messenger RNA from Amorphotheca resinae ATCC 22711, 956 nucleotides. RefSeq lists its product as hypothetical. NCBI's taxonomy places the organism in Eukaryota, Fungi, Ascomycota, Leotiomycetes, Helotiales, Amorphothecaceae. The record is from RefSeq and is a predicted model, not a curated record. The coding region runs from base 5 to 811 and encodes 268 amino acids. The transcript is spliced from 5 exons.